Messenger RNA from Nymphaea colorata (pocket water lily), 3568 nucleotides. Its product is annotated as importin subunit beta-1-like. Lineage: Eukaryota; Viridiplantae; Streptophyta; Magnoliopsida; Nymphaeales; Nymphaeaceae. Gene Ontology annotation, biological process: protein import into nucleus. Gene Ontology annotation, cellular component: cytoplasm; nucleus. The record is from RefSeq and is a predicted model, not a curated record. Gene Ontology annotation, molecular function: small GTPase binding; nuclear import signal receptor activity. The transcript is spliced from 4 exons. The coding region runs from base 339 to 2969 and encodes 876 amino acids.
ACGAAGAAAUUGUGUGCGCCUGCGCCCACUCGGAUUACUACUGUUUUCUCUUUAUUUUUCGGGGCGCCUCCGCUUUUUCCCUCGUCUCCUCGCCCGCUUGCAUUUCGAAAGAGAGGGAAACUCUAAGAGAGAGAGGAACGAGACUGUUUUGGUGCCAUCUCAAGCGCCUUUGUUGCUGACCUUGUGGCUGAUUUUGUGGACUAUUUUGGUGCUGCCUCAAGCUCUCUUAUUGCUAGUUUUGUGGCUGGUUUCAGCUUAACUAUUUUUGCUGCUGGGAUCAUUUCUUCUUCACGUGGCACAAGCUUUCUAAAACUAUUUUUGUCUUCCGUUUACAAAUAAUGGCAGUGGAAGUGACAGAAAUUCUUCUAAAUGCUCAAUCUAUAGAUGGUACGGUAAGAAAUCUUGCUGAAGAUACCAUUAGGAAGUUUCAGGAGAACCACCUUCCAACAUUUCUCAUAUCUUUAUCUGCUGAGUUAGCUAAUGAUAGGAAGCCAACUGAAAGUCGGAUGCUAGCAGGGUUAGUUCUGAAAAAUGCUUUGGAUGCCAGGGAGCCAUCCAAGAAGGCUGAAUUGGCAAAAAGAUGGAUUUCUAUAGAUGAAGGUGUAAGGAAACAGAUCAAGGAGUUUUUAUUGCUUACACUUUUUUCCCAUAUCUCAGAUGCUAGAUCUACCUCAUCUCAGGUCAUUUCAAGGAUUGCUUGCAUUGAGUUACCUCUCAGUCAGUGGCAAGACCUUGUUAGGGUUUUAUUGCUGAACAUGGGCGAGUCACAGGGUGAAUCGUCCGAUCGUGUUAGGCAAGCUACCUUAGAAACCCUUGGUUAUUUGUGUGAAGAAAUAUCUGCAAAUGUUCUGUCGCAAGACCAAGUAAACUCCAUUCUUACAGCUGUUGUUCAAGGGAUGAAUGCUACUGAAAGAAGUGAUGACGUGAGGCUUUAUGCCACUCGGGCACUAAAUAAUGCUAUUAUGUUUGCCGAGAGCAAUUUCAACAAUGACACUGAAAGGGAGUAUAUCUUGAAGGUCGUGUGUGAGGCAACUGUAUCAUCAAAUACAAAAAUCCGUCUGGCUGCAUUUGAGUGUUUGGUUUCUAUAGCAUCAGCUUAUUAUUCUAAGCUUGUAUCUUACAUGAAAGACUUGUUUAUCAUAACUGCCAAGGCUAUCAAGGAAGACGAUGAACCUGUUGCACUUCAAGCUAUUGAAUUUUGGAGCACUAUCUGCGAUGAGGAAAUUGAUAUACUAGAAGAAUCUGAAGCCUAUGUCAAUGGUGUUUCAAACACUCCAUGUUUUUACUUCAUUAAACAGGCGCUUCCUGUUCUGGUCCCAAUGCUUUUGGAAACUUUACUAAAGCAAGAGGAUGGUCAGGAUCAAGAUGAAGGUGCCUGGAAUAUAUCCAUGGCUGGAGGAACAUGCCUGGGUUUGAUUGCUAGAGCUGUUGGGGAUGAAAUUGUCCCUUUUGUAGUUCCCUUUGUUGAGGAAAACAUAACAAAACCUGAGUGGAGAAGAAGGGAGGCUGCAACUUAUGCCUUUGGUUCUAUUUUGGAAGGUCCAUCACCUGAUAAACUGUCUUCCUUUGUUGAUGUUGCUCUAAAUUUUUUGCUUCAUGCCAUGAAAGAUGAAAGCAAUCAUGUCAAGAGCACCACAGCAUGGACUUUGGGAAGGAUUUUUGAAUUUAUGCAUGAUUCUCAUAUAAAGAUUUCUAUAGUUAAUGAAUCAAAAUUUCCUCACAUACUGUCAGUGUUGAUUGAGAGCCUCAGAGAUGUACCUACUGUUGCAGAAAAGAGUUGUGGUGCACUAUAUCAUCUUGUACAUGGUUAUCAAAAGGAAAAAGUUGCAUCCUCGGUACUGAUUCCACUGUUUCCAGAUGUCAUGCAUGCUCUUCUAAUUGCUGCUCAGAGGAGUGAUGCUGGUGAAUCGAAGCUUAGAGUGUCUGCUUGUGAGACAUUGAAUGAGGUUGUCAGAUGUUCAUCUGAGGAAACCGCAUCAAUAGUCAUUCAACUGGUUCCAGUCCUUAUGUCUCAACUGGAUGGUUCUCUCAACAUGCAAGAUUUAUCUUCAGAAGAGAGAGAAGCAAGAUAUGAGCUGCAAGGCCUUCUAUGUGGGUGCUUACAAGUUGUGAUCCAGAAGCUAACAUGUUUUAGUAGUACGAAGUGUGGCUUGCUUCAUUGUUCAGAUCAAUUGAUGAGUCUGUUUAUAAGAGUUCUUGCAUGCAGAAGCUCGGCAGUGCAUGAAGAGGCAAUGCUUGCUAUUGGUGCAUUGGCUUACUUGGUUGGUGAAAACUUCAUAAAGCAUAUGCAGGAUCUCAGCUCAUAUCUGGAGAUGGGUCUUCGAAAUUAUGAUGAACAUGAAGUGUGUGCUGUUACUAUUGGUGUUACAGGUGACUUGUGUAGGGCAUUAGAUGAUAAAAUUCUUCCAUUCUGUGAUAGCAUAAUGACUGUGCUGUUGCAAAAUUUGUCCUGUGACCAGUUGCACCGGUCUGUGAAACCACUUAUAUUCUCCUGCUUUGGUGAUAUUGCACUUGCAAUAGGUGAAAAUUUUAAUAGGUAUCUGGUCUGCACAAUGCCAAUGCUUCGUAGUGCUGCAGAAUUCAUUAUGCAGUCCAGAUUUGAAGAUGAUGAAGGAAUUGAAUUUGCUAAUCAACUGAGAAGUGGUAUAUUGGAAGCUUAUUCUGGGAUCUUUCAGGGCUUCAAAAGUAGUUCAUCCAAGACGCAAAUUUUGAUGCCUUAUGCUGGUCAUAUUCUUGAGUUCUUGGAGAGCAUUUACCAGGAAAGGGAGAUGGAUGACACAGUGACAAAAGCUGCAAUUGGUGUUCUUGGGGACUUGGCGGAUACAUUAGGUGUGAGUGCUGCUCCCCUACUUCGGCAGUCUGUGUUUUACAGAGACUUCGUUGAUGAAUGUCUUUCUUCUGAUGAUUACAUGAUUAAGGAAACUGCAGAAUGGGCUCAAUUAACUGUUCGCCGAGUUGUUUCUGGUUGAAUGGUUCUCCUUAACUAUCAAUGUCCGAGGUCUGUCUGUCUACAAUAUCCUGUCCUGUUUUUGGUUUAUCUGCAUGCCUCUUUCUUCAGCAACUUUGGCUCAACAUUUUGUCAUUGUUCCCCAAAGCCCAAACCCCACCCCAACCCCUCCCCCUCCCUCCUCCCCCCUCUGCCAUGUAAUUUCUUGGGAAGAUUUAUCCAUCUGGGGGAGAACACCCAUAUUCAACUGAUGGUUGAGUUUGUGGCACGUGAUCCAACAUUCUGUUUGCUGCUGGCUGCUGCAAAUCACAUUGCCUUUGUGACCCCAGAAGCCACUGUAAAUUUAGUCGAAAUACUUUUGUUUCUCCCACCAACCAACCUUUUUUCCGUUGGCGUGAUCAUCCAGCUUAUGGGCAUUGUGCAAUUCUGAUCUUUUUGUCUCCUAGACAGUAGAGAAUUGUAAAUGUCACAAGGGCAAGAGGUGAAGGAAAAUUCCUUUGCGCUUGAUUUUGGGCGCCAUCCCAUUGUUAUAUAUUACUUGUACCAGAAACUAUGUACUAUUUUUACUGAGGACCAUCUAAUUUUUGUUAAUCAGUUAGUCUCAUAUUUCUUUCCCUGUCA